Messenger RNA from Eimeria acervulina, 348 nucleotides. RefSeq names its product 3'-5' exoribonuclease csl4, putative. Lineage: Eukaryota; Apicomplexa; Conoidasida; Eucoccidiorida; Eimeriidae. Gene Ontology annotation, cellular component: nuclear exosome (RNase complex); cytoplasm. The transcript has 4 exons. The annotation marks the transcript as partial. The record is from RefSeq and is a predicted model, not a curated record. Gene Ontology annotation, molecular function: RNA binding. Gene Ontology annotation, biological process: RNA processing.
GUUACAGCCCUAAAUCGCAUGCUGGCUGAAGUCGCUGUCCUCGCUGUCGAUGGCCACGUCCUUCCUGAGCCUUUUAAGGGGGCUAUUAGAGCACAAGAUGUGCACGAGUCGUUCUGUGAAGACUUCGAUAUCUCCGAUUGCUUUCAGCCAUUAGACGUUGUGAGGGCAGAAGUUCUGUCUGUUGACGGUCGGGUGUAUCUGCUGGGUACAGCCAGAGAAGACUUCGGGGUUUUGUGCGCCGAUAGCAAAGGCGGGGGCUGCCUGCAGCCUGUCUCUGCUUCAUUCAUGCGAUGCAGCCUUACAGGGCUUCUAGAAAGAAGGAAAGUGGCCAGGCCCCCUGGGGUCUAG